This is a messenger RNA of Penaeus indicus, 5562 nucleotides long. RefSeq lists its product as uncharacterized. Gene Ontology annotation, molecular function: DNA-binding transcription factor activity, RNA polymerase II-specific; E-box binding; protein dimerization activity. The transcript is spliced from 2 exons. The record is from RefSeq and is a predicted model, not a curated record. NCBI's taxonomy places the organism in Eukaryota, Metazoa, Arthropoda, Malacostraca, Decapoda, Penaeidae. Gene Ontology annotation, biological process: axon development; sensory organ development; positive regulation of transcription by RNA polymerase II. Gene Ontology annotation, cellular component: nucleus. The coding region runs from base 3731 to 5167 and encodes 478 amino acids.
GGUCGCAAGGAACUGGCGGACCUCUUCUGCGCCGUCGACGAGAUCCACUUGAAUGGACUUAGCCCAGCAUCCAGACAGACAGAACCCUAGCCAUUCAAGCCUGCCUUUGCACGCGACGAAAACGGUGAAAGUCAACAAACACCUCAUGCGCUCGGAUGGACGUCGCGGGUCACCAUAAACAGUGCCACGGGUAGACGCAGUCCAACGUUGGUCCAGUGUGCAUCCGAACUCCUUGGUGCGAGGGUGACCGACUCACCCAUUCCCCGUGAGCAAAGCGCACCUCACGGACUUCCCUCGGACUCUUGUGGUGAAUAGGACUCGCGGGGUCCCUCCAGUGUGACUCGGGGAAGAGGUGUGACUGCCCGUGAACUUCAUUGUUUGUGACUUACUCUACUUGCUGAAUGAAGGGCAGUUUGUGAUCUUUUAAGCGUGACACCUUCCAAGCCCGAUUUGUCUGUUACAGGCAUUGGUUGCUCAUGCUCAAACGAGGUGCUUUAGGAGAGUGACAUGGUGAAUUCCCUUCACGAAACUGGAAGAGCAUUGUAAAGGUUCGGUCGCCCACGGUUUGGAGCUCAGCCAGACGCCGCCAGCAGAGGAGAGAGAGAGAGAGAAGAGAGGACAAGAGAGAAGAGAGGAAGAAGGAGAGAGAGAGAGAGAGAGAGAGAGAGAGAAGCGCUCGACCAGACGGGACUAGAGAAGGAGAGAGUGAGUUAGAGACGGUCAGCUACAGGACCUGAAGACUCAAGACGAGGAAGAAAGGCGAGUGACGAGAAGCGAGCGAAAGACACGGAGAGAAGAGAAGAAAGAAAGAAAAAAAGAGAAGAAGAAAAAAGGAGAAAAGGGAUAGACGCGCUGAGAAGCACCUACUGCGAAGAGACAAAGCGUUUUGAGGAUUACAGACAUACCGUCUCUGCCACGUGGCUCUUUCCUGUUGAAUAUUUAAUGUGUGUUUCGUCGACGAAUCCAUCUUCUCCCUACGCUCAUUACUGUUGAGGAAACGAAGUAAAACCCCCAAAAUCUGAAAAUAUUCACAGUGAUUUUGAAAAAGAAAGAGGGAAAAGACAAAACGGAAGAAAAUAAAUCCCCUAAAAUAUAUAUAUACGAAUACCGCUGUUCUUAAGAGCGUUCAAUGUUCUUGAAUGAACUCACAGUGCACGUAGGAGCAGGCAAUCGAUUCAGACAGAAAAUCGCGUAAGAGAGGGAAGAACCGGAGCUCAACCAGCGCUCAAUUACUCCUUCCAGACUCGUAAUCUCCCGUGAACAAUACCGCGAGAGCCAUUUAUCGAAGGUCGUUAAGUCGUGCCGCGAAGCCAGAAUCCCAGAGGUGAACUGUUAAUCAAAUCAGUGACUCGCGGGGACGACGGCAGGCACCUUCUGCUAGUUCUAGUGUUGCCAAGCACAGAGAUCGAGGAGUCCAUUUUCUCUCUGGUUAAUUAUUUUUGUUUCCCGUUGUAGGGAAAGGUGAGAGUUUUGUAGCUUGAAAAAGAACAAUUCCAACAGAUGUAUUGCUAAAGAGAAAGCAAUAUUCGGCGGUUUAAAAAAAGAAAGAGCAAAAGCGGGAGCCGAGGCAGCAAGCGGGACGGAGCUCCGGAAGACAAUCCCCGAAUCACCCAAAGGUUUCAAGUCUCGGCUUGUAAGGAUCCGCGGGAGUGUGUGGCGGCGCGUGAGGCGGCAGGACCUCCCAGCAGGACUCCCAGGUGAUGUAGCCAGGGCAUCCACGCCCCGCUGUGCCCUUCCACCCCCUCCCUUCUCCCCAUUCGCCCCCGUCCGCCCCCACGCCCUCCCUGGCAUCCCGCCUACCCGCCUCCAUUAGCGUAAGAGCCCACGACUUCCCAUCACAACACCCGUCUGCGCGUCAGGUGCCUUGCUGGGCCAUCGUCGGCUCAGGGACGGAAUUUACGUCGGAGGGGCGUAGAACAAGAAGAAAGGGAGAAGAAGAGAUUAUUUGAAAUCGGAGCGGCGUUUAUUAAAAGCAAAUCCGACCCGAGGAAAAUCACAACAAACAAAGUUUAAGGGAAUAAUUUAUUCUCGGCGGAAACAACUGAUAACCUUCUUGCCUGCUGUUCACAGCUAACAUACCCACACUGACGUCGACGCCACUCAAGCCAGGAAGCACUGUCAGACAAAGUCACUUGUGCUUUCAAAUAUCCCUGUCAGGGAAGAGAGAGAAAAAAUCAGAAACGCAGAGAACAAGAGAGGAAUAAAAACAUUUCGGCUGUCUGUCUAGAAGUGAGUACUUCUUAUCGACGACUUACGAACAAGCUGAUAAGACGUUCCUUCUCGACAAGAACCCGAGGCAAACAGCGCCGGCGAGGAGAGCCGCGUGGGUCGUCGCUUAGUCCAAUAAAUCACGAGGAUAUUUAGUUCGAGAGCAAGAGGUGGCGACUUACUUGACCUUAUCGGGCGUAAUUACUAUUUAGUUAUUAGCAUUACCUGUAAGACUCAAACUAACGACACCUUAAUAGGUACCUUUAAUCCGCAGUACCAAUCUCAGGAGCAAAUAAUACAAGGUUGGGUAACAACGAGUCUGACCCUGCGAGCGACAGCCUCCACCUAAGAAAGAACUGUAAUUGUGAUCCUGGUAAGACUGCCACACAAUUACUUUAGGGCCGCCACGUUGGAUAAUGAAAGGCAAAUACACGAGUGAAAUUGUGCCUGCGGCCUAGGACCUACUACAGCACACACCCUCCCUCCGUCGCUCCCUCAUACAGAUUCACACACCCUCCCUCCGUCGCUCCCUCAUACAGAUUCACACACCCCCUCCUCUGGCCUUUUGUUGUUGUGGAAUGCCACACCCGCGCCAGACCUCAUCUCCCUUGCCUACUAGAGCCACGUAACUCAUAGGUAUAUAACAAAUAUUUACAGUACUGUCGAGGAGGGAUUUACUGAGUUUAUUGUUGUCUUGAGCCUGUGACAUCCAUAUGUAUGAGGCUGUAUAUUAUUCACAGUGACAUUAUACCGACAGAAAAUAUUAUCCCUAUGAAUAUGUGCAUGAGGUAUUCUGUACAACGUUACCAGUGAUUCAUUGUGAAGGAUUUACCCUGUACUUUGUGUCUGUGAGAGCUAUAGAACGAAGAACCAGUGAUAUUUUAAGAAACCGAAUUACGUGUAGAAUAGUCUUUUGUCGUGAAUACUGAUGAAAUGUCACAGUGAUAAAUAACGCCUUGGAGUUUUCUGGGUAAACUUUUUUUCGAAGUAUUCACUGAGUAUAAAGAAAACAAUAGGAGUAACAUAAUAAAAAGGUGACUGUGCAGAAAUCCAAGAGUUAGAUUGAAAACUUUCUUCACAGCAAGAGUGAAUCAUAAAUCCAGGGAGUCAUUUGUACCUGUUCCGAGGGUGUGACGUCAGAAUACCUGUAGGAAGAAGGUGCGAGGUCUGGGCCUCGUCGGUAGCCUGGACAAACACCCGUGUGUAAACAUCUCUACUCUGUCGAGAGUCCACUGUUCGAGCCUCACACACCCACUCUCCUCCUCCCCCCUACCCCUUUGCCUGCCUGCCUUCCUGUCUUCUUGACUCUGAGCACCUUCUGACCUCGUCGUCGCCUACGUCAGAGUGCAAGAGGCUUAACGAAUGCGAGACCUGUUCACCGGGCAAUAUAUCGCGUGAGGCUCGCCGAGAGGUAAUGUUUUUGCGUGAAUUCCCAUCGGCAGCGGAUUCCCAUUUGAUCGAUUCCUCCUUGUGACUAGAACGUAUUCAUUACAACCGACUCGCAACUCGCUGCCCCGCGAAGAUGAACGCCGACGCCGUGAACGGGGGCAAGUACGCCCUAAGAACCAAGUCCAUCAUCAAGCGGAUAGAAUCGGAGAAGAACCGAGCCACGUCCAAGAGGAAAGAACCCAAGGAGAAGCAGAAACCUCCGCCACUCAGCAAAUACCGACGUAAGACAGCCAACGCCCGUGAGAGGAACAGGAUGAAGGAGAUAAAUGAUGCUUUCGUGACACUUCAGAAGGCGAUUCCCGACCUCCCCGGGGCGGAUGCUGAGAAGCUCACCAAGAUCACCAUCCUCAGACUAGCCGUUAAUUACAUCGACGCCCUGGCGGGUGUCUUAGACGACGAUUACAACCCCACCGACAUCGACGGCGUGAGGGAGCUCUGGUGCCUGGAGAACGCCCACAUGGCCCGCCCCGAGCACUGCGUCCGGCCCGUGAUGAAGAGUCCGGGAGCCAAGACGUCGGCCACUCCGUCAGGAAAAAAUAGCAAAACGAUUAGCAACAGUAAAAAUAACAGCAAAGCAUCAAAACCAAAAAGCCAACAGUCGCACGCGAGAGCGGAUGGAAGUAAGAGCAAACACACGAUAGCGACUAAAUCGACAACUAAAAGACCGAGCAAGCCGAAGAACAAGCCGAGAGAGUGCAAGACGGCAAGUAUUGCCACGAGCAACGGUGCAUAUAUUACUCUAAAGAACGUGGCGUUGCAAACUCCGCCCCACAGAGUAGGCAGAACGAUCAACAACGAGCCUCUCAUGAUGUCAAUGACAGUGAAGAGGCCGAGAGUCGACUCCAUCACUACUCGACCCCACAAACUGCCGCGUCUGGAGCCCGUCGUCCCCCUGAUGACGCUCAACCAGCCCCUUCUGGCAUUCACCCCCUACGGCGCGGACCUCUCGCACGUCCCCGCCGCCAUCCCCGGCAACGACACGCCGGAGCCGCUCGCCGGAGCCACGCCGACCACGCUCCACCACGUCACCUACACCGACCCGGCCACGAUCUUCCACACGAGCGAGUCCGUGUCGGUGAACGUCGCCUUCCAGGACCUCGACAGCCCCGUGGUGAGGAACGACGUCCUCCUCGAGUUCCCGAGGAGCGGGAGACACCUCAGUGAGUCUUCGAGUCGAGACUCCGCGUUCUCGAGCGACGGCUCUUCUCCCCCGAGUCCUCUGGAUAGCGUCGCGUUCCCCGCGCCCGUGCCAGUGCCGGUGCCGAUCGGGGACUCAUCACCUUCGUUCUCCAUUGCGUCGUCGAGUGGCAUCUCCGGCUGCGGCUCGAGCUCGGACUGCGAGAGCGUCCUGGCGGCGCCCGUCGAGCUCGGCAGCCUCCUGGGAGACGAGCCCUUCGAGGAGGAGCUGGACCAUCUGACGUCCACCUUUGCCGAGGGCGAUGACACCCUCAACCUCUUCCUCGCGCACUCGUCCUCGAAUUUCAUCUGCACGGACAUUGACGACUGCUAGGGGCGAAGAACCUAUUCUUUUUACCCAAGACAAAUAUGAUUGGUAAUGCAAGGUCAUUGAUGUUCUCUUCCUCUCAGUGCUGAUUAGCGUUCGCAUGAGAAAGAUUGCAAGCAUUGCAGGAACGAGACAUGACUGCGUUGGAAUCCUGUGAGCUCUGUUGCCAUUGUAUUUUAUAAGGAAAUGUGUACAGUUUUUAGAUUUUUUACGAUGUAUUGAAGUAUAUUAUUACGUUGAUUUUUUAUACAAAAGAGAUUUGUAUCUGAGAUUGUAAGACAGUUUAUGGAAUAUACGUAAUUUAAGAAUACAAAUAUACAUAUCAUCCUUCUGUGUUCAUACUUUGUAAAUAAGAUGUUUUCCAUUUUGCUUUAUGUAAAUAAAUAAGGCUUUUGCAUAUA